Messenger RNA from Zasmidium cellare ATCC 36951, 621 nucleotides. RefSeq lists its product as uncharacterized. The record is from RefSeq and is a predicted model, not a curated record. NCBI's taxonomy places the organism in Eukaryota, Fungi, Ascomycota, Dothideomycetes, Mycosphaerellales, Mycosphaerellaceae. Bases 1 to 621 code for a protein of 206 amino acids. The transcript is spliced from 2 exons.
AUGAAGUGGUUCAAGAAACUCCGCCGUGCCAUCCAAAAGCGGCGUAAGGGUGAGCACCACAAGAGCGCCCGACCGAACGAGAGCAUCCAUGAGCGUCCGCCUCCCUCCACCGACGACACCACCUCUCUACGCAACCGCCUCUUAUCCGUCCCCCAAGAACUCCACGACAAAAUCUUCUCCCUGACCUUCACCGCCGACACCAACACCCGCCUGAUCACCUCGACCUACCGCCCCCCAUCCGCCCUCCACGUAAACCGUCUGACCCGCCAAACCUUCAGUAAGUCCUACUUCAGCGCCCCCGCCAUCUUCCAUGUCGAAAACGAAGCUAUCCUGGGUAAGUGGGCGCGAGCCUUCGAGCAGCAAGUCUUCACGCAGAUCUCGAAGAUUGAAUUGCCAUGCGACUAUCUGCAUCGGUUGGAUGAGGCGUUGUAUGAGGCGAAGAUUGAGGAGGUGAGUAUGCGGGCUGUGUUCAGGUUGCCGUAUUCGAGGGCGAGCGGUGUUGUGGUGCAGCGGAUGGGGGAGUUGGUGAGGAAGCUUGUUUUGGUCAAUAGCGAGACGAAAAACUUCGGCGUGUGUCUUCCGGGGAGCUGUGAAGGGGAGGCGUGUAGAGGUAAGGGGUGA